Messenger RNA from Saccoglossus kowalevskii, 1684 nucleotides. RefSeq lists its product as uncharacterized. The record is from RefSeq and is a predicted model, not a curated record. Lineage: Eukaryota; Metazoa; Hemichordata; Enteropneusta; Harrimaniidae.
GGCUAACUAAAAUAAAGAAAUAUUGAAUGGAGGACUCUGGGUCAGAACCUUUUUUACGAUCUCCGCCACGAUCAAAUACAUCCACACCACUGAGAAGAGUACCAGCUAUUGGAUAUGGAUCACCUCUACUAAAUGUGCCUGGUGAAGAAAUACUCAAUGCAUCUUUUAUGAGUUCAACUGGUAGCACUGUAAGAGUCGAGAUUACAGACGCAGAAGAAGGUGUGCACCCAUCCACUGCAGCUGCCUUGAGAUGCUGUAAACAACAAGUACUCAGACCAUAUUGGAGAUUACUCUGUUUGAUUGGUUGGAGAGCUUUUGGCAGAGAGGCAAUAUAUUAUUCCCGAUGCUGGAAAUGUAUAAAUGUUAUCUAUCCGUUCUUUAUCAUAUUGUUGUUGCUAUUUACCUAUACUUAUCAAGUAUUGGCUUGCCAAGGACGAUUGGAUGUAGAUGGGGCUGUUACUGUCAAUCCAUACCUUACUNCAUCCUUAGAUUCUGUGGUUACCAAUGAUACUAAUAGCCUGGAAACCUCAUCAGCAUUGACGGUAAUCAGGUCACCAGUUAUCCAGCUUUAUAAUGAUAAUGACUCCACUCCGCACUGUUAUCAUAUCUUCACAACGUAUAUUAUACCUGAUGUUUUACAUUUGAUUGCAUUUGUCAUGGGUUUAUGGAUAUUCCGUUUAUGUGAAAAUGAAGAGUUAAAUGCACUUAUUGAACAUGUUUAUCUUCAAGCAUCUCCUUUACAGACAGGAUCUAUUACCCAGGCAAACAUGAUUAGAUCUAUGAGGCUUAUUCUAAUACUUGGUGGUGUGUGGAUUGUAAGCACUUUGGUUCUUCAUGGUAUGUUUUUAGCUGCGUUUGAUAUUUUUAAUACUGUAGUCUUUGAUGUGUACUAUGGUAAUGUUUGGCACUAUGUAAUACUUGGGGUACAAGCUAUUGGUAUACUGGUAGUGAAUUCUAUUAAUACAGCUAUAGUCAUUAACUAUGCUGCACAGUGUGAAAUGUUAAUAUACUAUAUUGUCGCAUUAGACACUAGAUUGCAAGAAAAGUCAUCAGACUUGAGAGUUGUUAUGCAGGAUAUAUUGAGAGUAAGACAGUCAAUAUCAAGAUUGAAUGGUCCAAUUGCUAGAAUGACCUCAUUAUGUGUUGUAAACUUUGCUGAACUCACUGUCAUUGGUCUGUGUUUACUUAUUCUCAACAAAUUUACUGAGACAUUAGUAUGGCUAUAUAGAGGAUUUUUUGUUCUGGUUUGGAUUGUUUACUUAUUAUUUCCUUUAAUACAGGCAGCAAGACUGAAUUCUCAUUGUGAGCGAUUUAAGCAUGCUGCCCUCGAAGUCAGAGUAUUUGGUUAUCAAAAUUGUACUGUGGAAGACCUGGAUUCAUUUCUUUUAUUCUUGUCAUCAACUAAAUUCUCAGCCAAGUUAUUCCAUAUUCCUGUGAAGCCAUCCUAUUUACUUGGUAUUACUGUCUUAUCCACAUUUACAAUGCUUAUAUUGUUACAAACUGGUGUUAUAGGGGAAUCACAUUUAUUUUUUUGAAAUAUUGUUUUUAACAUUAUUUAGUUUUCUAGUAAUUUAUUUUAAAUGUAUGCCCUGAGUUGUUCACUCAAGUGUAAUAAUAAAGGGAAUUUAGUUAACAACAUAAUUAUGAUAUGACAGUACGUUUAGACUACAUCACAGAACCAAAC